AUGCCUGGUGAUGGUUUCCAACCUCUGCUGCUGCUGCUGCUGCUCCUGUCCAUGUUUGGGCCAACCCACAGCUGCCUGAAGGACCCAGCCUUAGCCUACAAAUUCACAGGAAUUGUGUGCAGGCUCACCUACGAUGCUGCUGCUGUGUUGAACGAGAAAACCACCAAAGUGAUCGAGGCAGCGUUUCAACACGCUCGCUACCCGAGCAUGCAGGGAGAGAAGUCCCUCCUGGUCGUCGGCAGAGUCCUGUACGGCCUGGACAAUUUGGAGAUCCACAACUUGUCGAUUGGUCGAAGUGCCUUCGAGCUGCGUCCAGGGGAAGGGAUCGGUCUGGAGAUAAGUAAUGUGUCGGCAGUGUUCAGUGGGACCAUCAAGUAUGGAUACGGCAGCUGGCUAGUCAAUGUUCAACAGAGUCUUGAUUUUGAGAUCGAGACUCAGAUUGAUCUUGGAAUCAACCCAAAACUUUACUGUGGUAAAUCAAGAGUCGCAGCAGAUACGUCCGACUGUUACCUGAACUUUAACAAGUUUCGCCUUUACCUGCAGGGAGACAAAGAGCCGAACUGGCUGAAGAAGCUCUUCACCAACUUCAUCACCUUCACCGUUAAGCUGGUGGUCAAAGGUCAGAUCUGUAAGGAGAUCAACAAGGUGGCAGAUAUACUGGCUGACUUUGUUCAAGACACAGCAGCGGCCUUUGUCACAGAUGGGGGCAUCAGAGUAGAUAUUGAUAUAAAUACUGGUCCCAUCAUCACGUCCAGCUACAUCGAGUCAUACCAUAAGGGUCUGACAGACUACAACAACACGCUGUCUGUGAUCAACGAGUCUGUUUUCCACCCUGAUCAGCUGACCGAACACAGGAUGCUGUACUUUUGGCUGUCAGACGACGUCUUCAAACCUCUGAUUGCUGCUGCUCAUCAAGAUGGACGCUUGCAACUCAGCAUCUCAUCAGAAGAGCUCACUAAACUUUUCCAGAUGAGUCUCUCCAGCGUUGUGCCUCCGCAGAUUGAAAAAUGUCUGAUGGAACGAGGUUCCACAGAGCUCAGAGUUUGGAGCUCCUCUGUUCCCUUUCUGAGCACCUUCGCCACAGGAACCAGAGUCUGGGCUCAGGUUUCUGCAGAACUCUACUGUGAAAGUCAGACCACACCGACGCUCUCCUUCCAAACCAACGUCUCCGUGGAAGUCACAGUUUCCUACGUCGACAAGAAGCUCCUCCUGCACGGUAAAUCUCUGGAGAUCUUAGUGCUCCGAGCUGAGCCGCCGCCUCUAAACCAACUGGCCCAACGAGAGUUCAUCAGUGAAGCUGUGGAGAAAAUCGGCAUCCCUAAAGUUAUGUCCGUUCUUGGGACGGAGUUAACCAGGUUGUUGGACAACCAGGGAACAAACCUAUUUGAUAUCUUCAACCCUGAAGUGCUUCACUCUGAUGGCUACGUCGUGAUCCAGAUGGAUUUUGGUUUCCCUCACCACCUUCUGGUCGACUUCCUCAAAAAGACGCUUCAGUAGCUGGUCGGCAUCUUGGGUCAGAAUAGUUUUAUUGUUAGGAAAAUAAGUUUAUACACACAAAAAUCAGAUUUCAUGUCACCUCAUUAUAACAACAGAUUUCUAACUCUUUUGAACUGAAUCUAAGAACUGAAUCUUUUAUA
Molecule: messenger RNA, 1637 nt
Organism: Nematolebias whitei (Rio pearlfish)
Lineage: Eukaryota; Metazoa; Chordata; Actinopteri; Cyprinodontiformes; Rivulidae
Product: cholesteryl ester transfer protein, plasma
Exons: 17
Coding region: 1-1497 (498 amino acids)
Biological process (GO): high-density lipoprotein particle remodeling; cholesterol metabolic process; triglyceride transport
Cellular component (GO): high-density lipoprotein particle
Molecular function (GO): triglyceride binding; cholesterol binding; cholesterol transfer activity
Source: RefSeq, a predicted model, not a curated record